This is a messenger RNA of Spinacia oleracea (spinach), 906 nucleotides long. RefSeq lists its product as uncharacterized. The record is from RefSeq and is a predicted model, not a curated record. The coding region runs from base 1 to 906 and encodes 301 amino acids. NCBI's taxonomy places the organism in Eukaryota, Viridiplantae, Streptophyta, Magnoliopsida, Caryophyllales, Amaranthaceae. The transcript is spliced from 2 exons.
AUGGAGUCCAUCAAGGAGGCACAAACAUUUCUCUCCUCUCAAUUUUACAUGAAAGACAUGGGUGAGUUGAGAUACUUCAUUGGAAUUGAGGUUGACAAACCCAAGGAAGGUACUUUUAUCUCUCAGGAGAAGUAUGUGAUGGAUCUCUUCACUGAGUAUGGUCCACAAGGGUGUAAACCUUUAAAACUGCCAAUGGACAGUCAUGUAUCUCUCACUCCAGAAGCUGGUGAUCCUCUACCUCACCCUAAACCAUAUCAAAAACUAGUAGGGAAGCUAAUCUAUCUUACUAUAACUAGACCAGACAUUGCAUUCAUUGUACAUGUCCUUAGCAAGUUUAUGCAUUCCCCUACUUCAGCUCACCUUCAAGCAGCUAAAAGGUUGCUAAGGUACCUAUCUUCCUCUCCUGAUCAGGGUAUACUCCUAGCCAACACAUAUGUUGCUACUCUAACUGCAUACGGUGAUAAUGAUUGGGCUGGGUGUCCAUCCACAAGAAGAUCCACUUCUGGUUUCUGCAUUCUCCUUGGUCAAUCUACCAUCUCUUGGAAGUCUAAAAGGCAAUUUGUGGUGUCCAGAUCCUCUGCAGAAGCAGAAUACAGGUCCAUGCCCAUCACUAAACAACUUCUCAAAGACCUUGGUCUCACAAAUCUUGGUACCACUCCACUGUUCUGUGACAACCAAGCUGCCUUAGCCAUUGCUGCAAACCCUGUUCACCAUGAGAGAACUAAACAUGUGGACAUAGAUUGUCAUUUCAUCAAAGACAAAACUACAUAUGGUGUUAUUUCUCCAACUCAUGUUCCCUCUAAACACCAGAUAGCUGAUGUCUUCACAAAACUUCUGAGUUCUGCUCAACACAAGCACCUUCUUUCCAAGCUGGGAGUGUGCUCAUCAUCAUCACUCUCAGCUUGA